AUGUCCCCACAAGAGCAGAAGUCGGCGAAGCAGCCUGACCGAAACCAGCUGUUACAGGCAGUAGCCGCGCAGCAAGAGAUCGCAAAAGCACAAUCGUACGCAAGCAGCCUUCGCGAUAAGGCCAGCAAGAUUCAAGAUCCACAAGAACGAGAGCGAAUGGUACAGGAGGCCUAUGAGAAGGAGAUAGCGGUAAAUGGCAACAGCAAAUUCGCCCAACGGUUACAAAGUGGUCCCUGGCAAGGGGCGGCUGCUGGUGGGGGUAUAGGCUUAGGUACAGGUUUAGGAGUAGGCGCAGGAGUCGGAACACUGGCUGGUACUUUAGUUGGCGGUCUUGUGUCAAUACCAACAACGGCUCUCGGGUGAGUCGCUGGACGCCUGCGUUCAACCGUGUGGUAAAGCUGCUGACCCUAUAUGGCAGAGCUUUGAUUGGGACGGGCGUUGGAGCAAUCAAAGGGCCAUUUAUCAAGGUUGGUGGGAAAGAAAAGCGAUGGGAUGAAGCCUCUCCCGAAGAAGUGGUCGAUGCACUGGAAGAGGAGCAAGCGACUGGAAACGAGCAAGCCCGAUCAGGGGCUCAAGUUGGUACAGAGCCUCUGCCGUCCGCAAGCGCUGCAGCGAAACGGAAACCUCGCAAGCUCGAGAUAAGGUCAAAGAAAGACGCAGAGGAAACGGCAGCGUCUGGUGCGGCGACAACAUCCGGGCAGGACAUGGACGGCACCACGAAGGCCAAAAAGGCUUGA
This is a messenger RNA of Lecanosticta acicola, 737 nucleotides long. The record is from the annotation of a GenBank genome assembly. NCBI's taxonomy places the organism in Eukaryota, Fungi, Ascomycota, Dothideomycetes, Mycosphaerellales, Mycosphaerellaceae.